This is a messenger RNA of Trematosphaeria pertusa, 1029 nucleotides long. RefSeq lists its product as uncharacterized. Gene Ontology annotation, biological process: pantothenate biosynthetic process. NCBI's taxonomy places the organism in Eukaryota, Fungi, Ascomycota, Dothideomycetes, Pleosporales, Trematosphaeriaceae. Gene Ontology annotation, molecular function: 3-methyl-2-oxobutanoate hydroxymethyltransferase activity; magnesium ion binding. Gene Ontology annotation, cellular component: mitochondrion. The transcript is spliced from 2 exons. The coding region runs from base 1 to 1029 and encodes 342 amino acids. The record is from RefSeq and is a predicted model, not a curated record.
AUGUCGCGUGCCAUGAUGAACACUCUCCGAACAUCGUCAAGAAUUGCGACGUCGUCCCCACUCCAUAGCGCCUUGUCGCCGUCGCUAUCGCAUGCACCGCUAUCUGUCGCCCAGGUUAGGUGGAGCUCACAUUCUCCCUUGGGCUCACCUCCAGCCAAUGCCCGCAAGCCGGUUACCAUCAACACACUCCAGACCCUCUACCGCAAGAACGAACCUAUUACUAUGAUCACCGCCCACGACUUCCCGAGCGCACACGUCGCCGACCAUGCCGGCAUGGACAUGAUACUCGUCGGCGACAGCCUGGCCAUGGUCGCCCUUGGUAUGGAGGAUACUAGCGAGGUUCUGAUGGAGGAGAUGCUGCUGCACUGCCGGUCCGUGGCUCGGGCGACCAAGGCUGCCUUCACAGUUGGGGACCUACCUAUGGGCUCAUACGAGAUAGCCCCCGAACAAGCCCUUGAAUCAGCCAUCCGGUUCAUUAAAGAAGGUCGCGUCAAGUCCGUCAAGCUCGAGGGGGGUAAGGAAAUGGCGCCGACGAUAUCCAAGAUUACCACAGCCGGUAUCCCUGUCCUAGCACACAUUGGCCUCACACCUCAGAGACAGAAUGCCCUUGGCGGCUUCCGCGUUCAGGGCAAGAGCACGGCCUCGGCGCUCAAGCUGCUUGAAGAUGCUUUUGCCGUGCAGGAAGCAGGAGCCUAUGCUGUUUUGCUAGAAGCUGUGCCAGCUGAGGUUGCCGCUCUCGUCACGAAGGAGCUCAGCAUCCCCACGAUAGGCAUCGGCGCCGGUAAUGGCUGCUCGGGCCAAGUCCUAGUGCAGAUUGAUAUGCUUGGCCACUUCCCUCCGGGCCGAUUCCUCCCCAAGUUCGUAAAGAAGUACGGCGACGUGUGGGGUGAAAGCAUGAGGGCCAUUCAGGCGUACGGCACCGAGGUGAAGAGUCGAGCGUAUCCGGCUCCCGAGCAUACGUACCUUAUGCCCAAGGAAGAGUUCUCUGAGUUUGAGAAGCUCAUUGAGCAAAAGAGGAACGCGCAGUGA